This is a messenger RNA of Myotis myotis, 1686 nucleotides long. RefSeq lists its product as uncharacterized. The record is from RefSeq and is a predicted model, not a curated record. Gene Ontology annotation, biological process: virion assembly; proteolysis. Lineage: Eukaryota; Metazoa; Chordata; Mammalia; Chiroptera; Vespertilionidae. Gene Ontology annotation, molecular function: nucleic acid binding; zinc ion binding; aspartic-type endopeptidase activity.
AUGGCCGUGGUUCCGAUGGGAGGUCCGCCCCUCACCCGCCUGAGAGCACAGCGGGAGCUGUCAGUCGCUGCACCCGAUUCCACUAUCAAGACCCUGCCCUUAUGGGCUGCCGGACCCCCAGAUGUGGAUGGCAAUCAACCUUAUUUUUAUUGGCCUUUCUCAACUAGCGAUCUUUACAACUGGAAGGCGCAGAACCCUAAGUUCUCCGAGAAACCGGGGGGGCUUAUUGACUUGCUAGAUUCUGUUCUCUUCACCCACCAGCCCACAUGGGACGAUUGCCAGCAGCUUUUGCAGGUCCUGUUCACAACGGAGGAGAGAGAGAGAAUCCUGAAUGAAGCCCGGAAGGUGGUUCCCGGCGUAGAUGGGAAUCCAACUACCAACCAGGCCCAGAUAGAUGUCUCUUUCCCCUUAACCAGGCCUGAAUGGGACUUCAACACGGCAGAAGGUAAGGAGAGGCUCAAAAUCUACCGUCAGACUCUGGUGGGGGGUCUUCGUAUGGCUGCUAGGAAGCCUACCAAUUUGACCAAGGUAGGGAACGUACAACAGGAAAGGGAUGAAUCUCCAGCUGCCUUUCUAGAAUGGAUCAUGGAGGCGUAUCGCACCUAUACCCCCAUGGAUCCAGAAGCUCCUGAAAAUAAGGCGGCUGUGGUCAUGAGCUUUAUAAACCAGUCAGCCACAUACAUUAGAAAGAAACUGCAGAGGCUAGAUAGAUUAGGGGAAAAGAGUUUUCGGGACUUGUUGGAGGUGGCUGAAAAGGUGUAUAACAACCUAGAAUCUCCUGAGGAUAGGCAAGCCCAUGCCAUGGUGGCUGCCAGUGACAAGCAGACCCGAAACCUGGCCAAGAUUCUGCUGGCCACCACCACGGAGAACCCUGAGGAGCGGACCCGCCACCUUCGCCAGCUUGCCGAUGACCAAGAGGGAGGUAAGGGGACCGCCCGGGGUGGGAAGAAGAAGCUUCAACGGAACCAGUGUGCUUACUGCAAAGAGAUAGGACACUGGGCCCGGGAAUGCCCAAAGAAGGCCGGUAAAAAAGGAAACAAGACAGAUCGGGUGGAGGUCUUGGAGCUGGGAGGACUGAGUGAUUAGGGGAGUAGGGGUUCGGACCCCCUCCCCGAGCCCAGGGUAACUCUUAGAGUGGAGGGGACGCCUAUUAACUUCCUUGUCGACACUGGGGCACAACAUUCGGUCCUACGCACACCUCAAGGGAAGCUAGCCAGCAAGAAGUCCUGGGUGCAAGGGGCAACUGGCAUAAGCCAGUAUUCAUGGACUACCCGAAGAACAGUAGAUCUAGGAACAGGCCAGGUAUCCCAUUCCUUUAUGGUAAUACCCGAGUGCCCCUACCCCCUAUUAGGACGGGACUUGCUGACCAAGAUCAGAACCCAAAUAACUUUCAGACAAGGGGGCCCCAGGACUGAUGGCAAAGGCCAUCCCAUCCAGGUUCUGACUCUGAGACUGGAGGAUGAAUAUCGCCUCCACCAGGGGGCGCCCCCAGGAGAGAACAAUAUGGACAGAUGGCUACAAGAAUUCCCCACCGCCUGGGCAGAGACGGGGGGAGUAGGACUGGCCGCUCACAGGGCCCCAACCCUGGUAGAGUUAAAACCAGGGGAAAGUCCGAUAAGAGUCAAACAGUAUCCAAUGCCCCAGGAGGCCCGGAAGGGGAUUCAGCCUCAUAUCCGAAGACUGUGA